Molecule: messenger RNA, 1723 nt
Organism: Drosophila ananassae
Lineage: Eukaryota; Metazoa; Arthropoda; Insecta; Diptera; Drosophilidae
Product: neuroguidin
Exons: 4
Coding region: 563-1549 (328 amino acids)
Biological process (GO): maturation of SSU-rRNA from tricistronic rRNA transcript (SSU-rRNA, 5.8S rRNA, LSU-rRNA)
Cellular component (GO): nucleolus; small-subunit processome
Source: RefSeq, a predicted model, not a curated record
ACUUGUGAUUUCCUGAGGCGUUUUCGUGAUUUAGGAACUGCAAUUCAAAUCGCAGCUGACUAAGAACUCCGAAACGCAUCAAAAUCACUCAGCGACGCGAGGCGUCAACAGCCAACGCACUAAAAUAAAUAAAAAUGCAAUAACAUCGGUGAUAAACGAACUGCAACUCGAAGCAAACGCGGCCAACGACAAGAAUCAAGUACAAGUACCAAUAGAAAAGUGUCUUCCUCAGUUUAUCCCACUCCCACUCACUGCACUUCCCCCCUCCCUACAUAGAUGCGCCGCGUGUGAAUGACUUUGAAAAUAAUUUAAUAAACAAAAACAAACCUUAAUUCGCAAUUUAAAAAAUCUAGAAAUUACCACGUGCGUUCGUUCUCUCGAGUUACUCUGUUACGUUGUUGUGGCUGCUUGGCGUUUGUUUUGCUUCAGCAGCUCUGCUCUCCCUCGGCUGGCUCUCUCGGCGCCCGUGGCCCGCGUGGGACUUUUAUUUCUUACAGCCGGUGUGUACAGCCGGUAAUUGGAACACCUUUUGGAUAAGGACUCUCCACUCCCAGCCCAAGAAAUGGUUCAGGCUCUCGAUUACGACUGCGAGGUGCAGGGACAGCAGGACAUCCCGCAGGCUAUUCAGCUCCUUGGGGAGAUGAACAGCAAUGUGAAGCAGGUGACGGACCUGGUCGAGGGAAUGCUGCAGCGCGUCAAGAGCGGUGAGCUGACCACCGAGUACGGCCUCAGCUUCCUCGAAGUGAAGUACCACAUGCUGCUGGACUACUUGAUCAACCUCACCUACGUUGUGCUACGCAAGUGCUCCGGGGAGACUAUCGAGGGCGAUCCCUCCAUCGAGCGUCUCAUUGAGAUCCGCACGGUGCUGGAGAAAAUUCGGCCCAUAGACUACAAGCUGCGCUACCAGAUCGACAAGCUAGUGAAGACGGCCACGACCGGUGUCUCCAGCAACACAGAUCCCACUCUCUACAAGCCCAAUCCGGAGGGCAUGAUGAUCAGUGCCGGGGCUGAGGAGGAGGAGGGCGACGAUGACGACUCCGAGGAGGACAGUGACGAGGAUGAGGAGGACGAGGCCGGCGCCGCGAAAAAACCGCGCAAGGCAGCGACGGCGGGCAAAUCCGGAGUCUAUGUACCACCGCGCAUCAAGCCAGUCUACUACGAUGGCGAUGAACGCGAGGCCGACAAGGAAAAGAAGGCCAUGGAACGGGCCAAAAAGCGGGCCAUCACUUCAUCCAUGCUGCAAGACCUCAAGGAGGAGUACCUAGACGCCCCCACUGAAGUGUCAUCUGGAUCCCGGGCCCAGCAGAUGCUCUCCCUGGCCCAGAAGGAGAAGCAGGAGUACGAGGAGACCUACUUGAUGCGCCUGCCGGUGACCAAAGCGGAAAAGCAUCGUCAGCGCAAGCUCACCACCUUGGGUCAACUAGGAGAUGAAAUCCUGGGCGAGAUUAGCCGGGAAUCUGCACUGCGGGGAGAUGGCAGCAAAAAGCGAAAACUGGCCAAAAAGGGCAAGGGCAAGAAGCGCAGUGCCAAAAAACGAAAGUUUCACUAAUCGAGGAAACUAGAAACAGUUCAAAAAACCGUUUUAAAUGCAAAUAAAACAAUUUUCAUUAAGUUUUUUUCCAACAGCUUUUUAUUGAGAAACCAGAAUUGAUGUUAUUACUUUGAUUUGUGUUGAAUUUUUUAUUAAAAUGCUCAUUAAAAGUUUUAUAUUAUUUUCAAAUAA